CACUAACUAGCAAAACGCUAAUGUCAGUGCCUUUCUGACGCAAAGUACAGCUGAUUAGAUAUACAGUUCUGCAAGUAGUUCAGUAGGUUUGGCGCGAAUUAUUCAAGAUGGCGAGUAAUACAAAGUUAAAGAGUAAAGUGACAUCUGCAUUUAAAAUGCAUGGAUUGAUACUUAGAGCAGAAGCCAGCAAAUUCCUUGUGGAGGUACUGGAAUCGCUGAAUGAACUAGAAUUAGAAGAUCAAAUAGAGCGCAUUAUUGAUGCUGUUGAAAAGCAGCCUUUAUCCUCUAAUAUGAUUGAGAAGAUCACUGUUGAAGUUGCAGUUCAGGAAUGUAGUCAGUCAUGUGAUGAAACCAUAGAGCACGUUUUCAGUAUAAUUGGUGCAUUUGAUGUUCCACGUUAUGUGUACAGUUCAGAGAGGAAGAAAUUUUUGCCGUUAGCAAUGACAAACCACCCUGCUCCAAAUGUCUGUGGUAGUGCUAGGGAUAAAGCGGAAUUAUUUCGAGAGCGUUAUACUAUAUUGCAGCAGAGAGUUCACAGACAUGAACUUUUUACUCCUCCAGUUAUUGGAGCACAUCCAGAUGAGAGCAGAAACAAGUUUCAGCUGAAAACUAUAGAAACACUAUUAGGAAGCACGGUUAAGGUUGGGGAGGUGAUUGUGCUUGGAAUGAUAACACAGAUGAAAGAGUUUCACAGUGGACUUUACACAGAGUCGUGCUUUGUACUGGCAGAAGGCUAUUAUGAAGACAACAUAUUUCAUGUAAAUGCCUUUGGAUUUCCUCCCACUGAGCCAUCUUCCACUACCAGGGCUUACUAUGGGGAUAUCAAUUUUUUUGGUGGCCCUUCUCCAAUUUCAGUGAAAGCUUCACUAAAACUGAAGCAGCUAGAAGAAGAAAAUGAAGAUGCUAUGUUUGUUUUUGUAUCCGAUGUCUGGUUAGACCACAUGGAAGUAUUGGAGAAACUUCACACAAUGUUUUCAGGUUAUUCAUCACUACCUCCAACAUGCUUCAUUUUCUGUGGAAACUUUUCAUUUGCACCUUAUGGGAAAAGCCAAGUGAAAUCACUGAAAGAGUCCCUCAAGGUAUUAGCAGAUCUCAUCUGUGAAUUUCCUAGUAUCCAUAAAAGUAGUCGAUUUGUCUUUGUCCCUGGUCCAGAAGAUCCAGGUUAUGGUACUAUAAUGCCAAGACCACCAAUUGCUGACCAUAUUACUGAGGAGUUCAGGGAGCGUGUACCAUUUUCUGUGUUCACCACAAACCCUUGCAGGAUUCAAUAUUGUACACAAGAAAUAAUAAUUAUCCGUGAAGACUUGGUAAAUAAAAUGUGCCGAAACUGUGUCAGGUUUCCUAGUAGCAACCUGGAUAUUCCUAACCAUUUUGUAAAAACUAUCUUGUCACAGGGCCAUUUGACUCCUCUUCCGCUCUAUGUCAGCCCUGUGUACUGGGCCUACGAUUAUACUCUUCGUGUCUAUCCAGUGCCAGAUGUUUUAGUCUUUGCAGACAAAUAUGACCCGUUUAAUAUUACCCAUACAGAAGGAAUUUGUAUAAACCCGGGAUCUUUUCCCAGAAGUGGAUUUUCCUUUAAGGUGUAUUAUCCUUCUAACAAGACCGUAGAAGACAGCAAACUUCAGGGUCUGUGAGUCAGAGAAAUAAGAAGAAGAUUUUAUCUUUGUUGUGUCUGUAAAAUUCCAUAUUGAGAUCCAGUUCUCUUGUCUUCACUGUAUUUAUUUUUGCCGUUUUCUUAUUUUUAUGUUUUAUGUAACAAGAUGUAUAAAAUGCAGAGUAACUGUUAAUUGCAAACAUGUUUUUUGUAAAUAAAUUUUAAUUAAAUAAA
This is a messenger RNA of Protopterus annectens (West African lungfish), 1828 nucleotides long. RefSeq names its product DNA polymerase epsilon 2, accessory subunit (gene POLE2). Gene Ontology annotation, molecular function: DNA binding. Gene Ontology annotation, cellular component: epsilon DNA polymerase complex. The record is from RefSeq and is a predicted model, not a curated record. Gene Ontology annotation, biological process: DNA-templated DNA replication; error-prone translesion synthesis. NCBI's taxonomy places the organism in Eukaryota, Metazoa, Chordata, Ceratodontiformes, Protopteridae.